AUAGUCCCAAAAAAAAAAAAAAAAUUAAUUGCUUAAAUAAUGUUCUUUCUUUAGGCGCGGUAAUUGCUAAUUAUAAUUAGCUAACUCCUAAAUCCACCAAUGAAGAAGCUAAUUUAACAGCUACGCAACACCGAUUCUCUUUCUUUUUUGAAUUACCUGAUUUGUCGCUCUAUCGAGCGGAAUAGGUCGACCCCGAUCAAUCUCUCUUACAAUUUUUUUCCCGAUCUCCUCAUCGUUCACCGUCGCUUCCGCCAUUGUUAUUCAUCUCGAUUUUCAACUCGUGUCUCUAAAUCUCCCUACCUCAGAGAGACAUCAGGUGUCACGCAGAGUCAAAGCUCUGUUUCCUCUCUGCACAUGGAGUUACUGAACAUUCUUGCCACCGUAUCCAACAUUAUAUUUAUCAAAUCCUCCAAAAGAUGAGGGAAGGGAAGUGAGGGAUGAAGAUGGCUACAGGAGAGGAUCAGAUGCAAGGAUCUAGCGGGAGGGAAGAGAAGAUUUUUGUUUCUGUUCGUCUGAGGCCAUUAAGUGUGAGAGAAAGGGUUAGGAAUGAUGUGGCGGAUUGGGAGUGUAUCAAUGAUGAAACGGUCAUAUACAGGAGUCAUCUUUCCAUUUCCGAGCGUUCCAUGUACCCCACUGCAUACACAUUUGACAGAGUCUUUGGCCCUGAGUGUUGUACGAAGGAUGUGUAUGAUCAAGGGGCGAAGGAAGUGGCUCUCUCUGUUGUUAGUGGGGUUCAUGCUAGUGUCUUUGCAUAUGGACAAACAAGCAGUGGAAAGACGUACACUAUGAGUGGAAUUACUGAUUACGCCUUGGCUGAUAUAUAUGAUUACAUUGAGAAGCACAAGGAAAGAGAAUUCGUUCUGAAAUUCUCAGCCAUGGAGAUCUAUAAUGAGUCUGUAAGAGACCUCUUGAGCACAGACGUUAGUCCACUCAGACUUCUAGAUGAUCCUGAGAAAGGGACAGUUGUUGAGAAACUCACUGAGGAAACUUUGCGAGACUGGAAACAUUUUAAGGAGCUUUUAUCAAUCUGUAUAGCUCAGCGACAAAUUGGAGAGACAGCUUUAAAUGAAGUUAGUUCCCGCUCCCAUCAGAUUCUGAGAUUGACGGUUGAAAGCACAGCACGUGAAUAUUUGGCGAAUGAAAAAUUUAGUACACUCACAGCUACAGUGAAUUUUGUUGAUCUUGCGGGAAGCGAGCGUGCGUCUCAGUCAUUAUCAGCUGGAACAAGGUUGAAAGAAGGUGGUCAUAUAAACCGAAGUUUACUAACAUUAGGAACUGUCAUUCGAAAGCUAAGCAAAGGAAAAACUGGGCACAUUCCAUUCAGAGAUUCAAAGCUGACGCGCAUACUUCAGACGUCGUUGGGAGGAAACGCCAGAACUGCUAUAAUCUGCACCCUGAGUCCUGCAGGAAUCCACGUUGAGCAAUCAAGGAACACAUUGUUAUUCGCAAGCUGUGCAAAGGAGGUGGCGACAAAUGCACAAGUCAAUGUCGUCAUGUCUGAUAAAGUUCUGGUUAAACAUUUACAAAGGGAGUUGGCUAAACUGGAGAGUGAGUUGAAAAGCCCUCGCCAAGCUCUUGUUGUGUCUGAUACAACUGCAUUACUGGUGGAGAAGGACCUCCAGAUUGAAAAGCUAAAUAAAGAGGUGUUUCAACUAGCACAACAGUUAGAGAGGGCUUAUUCUCGGAUUGAGGAUCUGCAACAAGUUAUUGGAGCAUUACCAACUGACUCAGAACAUACAAAUGUGGUUCUUGGACAUCAAUACCCCAAGCUGCGGGUGCGCAGUUCAUGGGAAUCUCUUAAAAUAACACCAGAAAGCCCUGUAUCAGCUCAUCCCUCUAAUAUGAUUUCCCCACAAUCAACCGAGCACGGUUCUGACGAAAAUGUCUUCCAGCUUUCAGACUUUAGGAUAGAAUCUGGUGCUGGUGUAACUCCUGGGAAAUUCACUAAAAUUCGACUUAAUAUUCGUGGAACAGAAAGUAAAAACCAACCGCACAUUCAGAAGGGGAAAUCUGUAGAUCAGUCUUGUGUUCAGGAGGAGAGACUUCAUGAAAUGGAGGAACCAAGUGAGGUGGGUUCUGAAGAUACUUUCACGGAACGUCGAUGCAUAGAAACAGAGAGUCUCGGUAUCAUCAUGUCUCCAGAGCCAAGCAUGCUUCCAGACGAGUGUAUGGCUGUGAAAGUGUUACCAGUAUGUGUACCAGAUUCAAAGAACUUAAGACCACCAACGGAAACUGAAGAAGAAGAAGUAGUGAAGGAAGUCAGUGCUGUCUUUAUCCAACCAAAAGAGAAAAGUGAACCUGCUAAAGUCUCUCCACGUUGUGUUCUGUCACUAACAGACGAAUCAAUUCCUCAAGAGUCUUCUAACCUCAUAAGAGACCAUACACAUCCAGAACCUGUCCCCAUAUCUCCUGAAAAGCCUUUUGAUUGGCAUCUUGAGAAGGAUUCGCAAACGGUAGGAAACAUGGAGCAUAAUGGAAGCCCCAGCUGCGGAACAAGCUUUGUAUCGAGUUCGUCCUCUGCUUUGUAUGAGUAUGAGAGAGAUGCUAACACACCACCAAGCUGGUAUCAGAAAGAAAGAUCUGAGAGCAACCUGAAACCGUCCAACAUCAAGAGGCCGCCAUUACCAAAGCACCUUAGCCAGAUGAGCAUGCCAGCAACUUGGUUGGAGGAAAAGAGAAAGUCAUCACUGAGUGGCUCACAGGUGUCUUCCUCUAGCGCUCCUGUGUUUGAGAGUCACAUGAAUGGUAGAGCUUCUUCCAUCAACCAGGAGGAAGGUGAAGAGACUGUUCCUCCAAGGGACAAGCGAAUCAUUCAUUUAUCGAUGGAGGAAAUAGAACAAAAGUUCAUGGCACUGAGAUCGUCGAAGAGUUUCAAGGACGCAGCAGUGGACCCCAUACAAGACUAUUUAACUUCGCCAUUGAACUGGUCGUUGGAGUUCAACAGACUAGAGAUGGAGAUUAUAGAGCUAUGGCAUGCUUGCAACGUCUCCAUGGCACACAGAAGUUACUUCUUCCUUUUAUUCAGAGGAGAUCAGAAAGAUUGCUUGUACAUGGAAGUAGAGCUCCGUAGGCUCAAGUACAUCAGAGAAACCUUUACCAACAAUAGCAAAACUAUUGAAAACGGACGCACUCUUACAUCAAUGUCAAGCUUGAGGGCGUUGAAUAGGGAGAGGUACAAGCUGAGUCAGCUGAUGCAGAAGAAACUGAGCAAAGAAGAGAGAGAGAACCUGUUCUUGAGAUGGGGCAUUGCGCUGAACACAAAGCACAGGAGGCUUCAGCUGGCGCAUCGUCUAUGGUCAGAGAACAAAGACAUGGAGCAUGUCCGAGAGAGUGCCUCUGUUGUGGGAAAGCUCAUGGGGUUUGUAGACAUGGAUUUGGCGUCAAAGGAGAUGUAUGGACUCAAUUUCUCUAUUAAACCCCGUCCCAAGAAAUCCAGCCUGUGGAAACGGAGCGUUUUGUCGCUCUCUAUACUGUAAUUAAAGGGGUCAGAUAUCAGAAAAUCCCAUUUGAUUUAAUUGUAAGUGGUGUAGCUUCUGUGAGAAGUACACUACUAGCAAAUGUGAAUUUUGAGACUGAGAGUCAGCGAUCUCAAAUGUAACUUCAAAAUGCCAAUUCGUUAAAAAUGUG
Messenger RNA from Eruca vesicaria subsp. sativa (arugula), 3627 nucleotides. Lineage: Eukaryota; Viridiplantae; Streptophyta; Magnoliopsida; Brassicales; Brassicaceae. The record is from the annotation of a GenBank genome assembly.